AUCGAUGACAUCGAGGAUAAUUCAAACCUAAGGCGAGGUACACCGACGGCGCACCUAAUUUUCGGGGUCGGAUCGACCAUCAAUUGUGCCAAUUAUUGCUAUUUCUUGGCCCUCCAGAAGAUCAUUCAACACAUACCGGAGACAAACAGACUAAAUGCCAUUGAAUUGUUCACUAAUAAGUUGCUGGAUCUACACAGAGGACAGGGAAUGGAUAUACAUUGGAGGGAUUCGUUCAUAUGUCCGUCUGAAGAGGAAUACAUGAAUAUGAUUAACAAAACUGGAGGACUGUUCUCACUGGCCGUCCAAUUGAUGCAAAUAUUCAGUGAUAAUAAACAGGAUUUCAGUCCACUUGUGAUAGCUUUAAGUCAUUACUUCCAGAUUAAUGACGAUUACGAGAACCUAAAGUCAAAUAAGUACGCAAUGAAUAAAGGAUUUUGUGAGGAUUUAACUGAAGGAAAGUUUUCAUUCCCUAUAAUACACGCCAUUGAAAGUGAUCCCAACGACAGCACACUAUUGCAAAUCCUAAAACAGAGGACGAGUGACAACGAAGUGAAAGAAUUGGCGCUCAAGAAGAUGGAGAGUUUGGGAUCGUUUGAGUACACAAUGAAACGGUUGAAGCACUUGGAGUGCGUGAUCAGGGAUGAGGUCCGGGCGCUGGGAGACAAUAAAUACUUGUUAGGCUUGUUGGACAUGAUCAACAAAGUAUAA
Molecule: messenger RNA, 708 nt
Organism: Oppiella nova
Lineage: Eukaryota; Metazoa; Arthropoda; Arachnida; Sarcoptiformes; Oppiidae
Source: the annotation of a GenBank genome assembly